UUCUUCUUCACUCAUAGCUCCCUCUAACGCCAUGUUGGCUGUCAUGACUUGACUUGUUGUUUUCAUCAGUCUUACUACGGACUUGACAGGAGUGGCUCUCUUAAACCCCCCUGCGCCUUUGGAGACGCUUUAUUCCGUUUUUGCGCGUACGCGUUUUGGAUGAUACGCGCGGAGUAUGCAUGCAUCAUUCCCGUGACUGUGCAUUUGAAAGGAAUACUACUUGGAAAUAGCAGUUUUCAGACGCUUUUGGUUGUUGUUUUUGUGUUUUUUCCCUUGUCAUAUGUGCAACAAAAUGUCAGAUGUUCGCCUUUCUAAUGCGAGCCCGACAUUGGAGAGGGGGGUUGAUGCGCGGCAGCAAGACAACCUCAGACCUCGGGUUCGCCGAAAUCUUUUUGGCCGACCAAACCCAGAGGAGAUACAGAGGAAUUUGGAUGCUGUAGUGCAGGAAGAAGUGCAGGCUUUUAGGGAGAGGUACAAUUUCGACCCGGUGACCGACAGACCGCUGAGUCCGGGUAACUAUGAGUGGCAAGAGGACAGCGACCCACCGGAGUUUUUUCUCAGACCGCCUCACGGGAGCCAGCGGCCCCAGCGAGAUGUGGACUUGCCCGGCGAUAACCAGCAGCAGGACGCCGAGGACAGGAGUGAACGGCGGUCGACUCGCCAACCAGACAGACACGGUUCAAAGAAAAGACGUCGAGGAGCUUUAGGUCCCUGCUCCGGCGAGUGUCAAAGUAAAAGGUUGCAUUCCGACGAAGAUGAUGAUGAAGACCAGUCGAACGGUACAGGAAGUCAGGCGGUUAAAGCCGCGGAGGAGAGACCCAGCAGGCCGGAGAGCAGCGCGGAGGUCCAGUGAAAAAAGUGCCAGAGCGGGGAGACCUGUUGCUGGUGGAAUACUGUAGCCUUUUCUCAUCAUCUGACAGACGCGGGAGAAAAUUUAAAAAAAAAAAAAAAAGAAAGAAAGAAAGAAAGAAAGAAAGAAAGAAAGAAAGAAAAAAAUCAGCCUUUUCCUAAAGAGGGGGAGGAGGAGAGGCUGCACAAGCACUGAAUAUGUACACUAUCAAGUUUUGGCACUCGUUUUAAUUAAAUUGCCUCAGAAGCAGCAGACAAUGUAGCAGUGUGCAAAUGGAUUUUUGCUCAUCUUUUUUUAUCUACUACCUAUGUUUCAGAUGUAGCACAUAAAAAAGCAUGAUAUGCUUUUCAUACCUUUUGUUAAAUGUAUUUGAAUAAGUGUGUGAAUUUGACUCGGGAAGUUGCAGUGCAAUUUCCAACAGAGAAAUAUUAUUUUGUUAAAAAUGGUCAUGUUGUAUCAUUAUUCAGGUAAUUGAUGUAAGUUACAAAUGCAGAUUUCAAAAGUCAGGGUUAUGUGAAAACAAAAUGUCUUCACUUUUUCAAUGGCUUUAUUUGUCCCAGUGUUAUAUAUCUUGUGUUUGAAGGCCCAGAUGGCCACACUGUAAGUUGAGGGUCCAUCUAACUGGGAACAGCCAUGAUAGAUCAAGUUUACAUGCAAAUAAUAAUUCCUUAUUUCCCCCUUUUUUUAAUGUCAUUAUUUUAUUUUUUUUUCUGGGUUUUUGCCAAAGUUUGUGCCUUUUAAUUCUGGGUUUGAGGGGUGGGGUGGGAGGGUGGCUAAACUGCUGAGCAAUAUCCAACCAAAUUUUAACAGUAUUUGCUAAUAAUCCUAAGAAUUAGCUUUUAUUUUUAAAUUAGGUGAAAUAAUUUUUUAGUGGCUUAUAGGUCACAUAUCCCACCCCUUGUAAUAAAUUUUGUAGUCCAGGUUAACAUAAGUAAAAUAUGUUAAAAUCAUAGGGCUACUUAUUAUGCAAAUAUGUGAAUCAAAGAUUUGUCUUUGUGGUGUGGAAUUCAUGUGGAACAUGUAAUUGCACUAUUGUUAAUUUCUCAUUUUUGUGAAGGCAGAAAACAAAGUUACACUGCCUUAUCUGGUGUCAAACUUUGAAGUGUACCUGUGUGCCUUUUUUUAUUUUCUAUUUUUUUGUUUUGAAAAACACUGAAAAAAUUAUACUAACUUAUUUAUGUUGAGCUUUUUUUGUGGGUGUAUGUAUAGCUUCCCAAAGCAACAUUUUUGUGCAUUUUUGUAAAUAUAUAUUUUCAUUAUUGUUUUUAUGAUAAAUAAACUGUUGCAAAACUGAGCCUAAUAAUCGAUUUUA
Messenger RNA from Seriola aureovittata, 2162 nucleotides. RefSeq names its product cyclin dependent kinase inhibitor 1Ba (gene cdkn1ba). The record is from RefSeq and is a predicted model, not a curated record. Gene Ontology annotation, molecular function: cyclin-dependent protein serine/threonine kinase inhibitor activity; protein-folding chaperone binding. Gene Ontology annotation, biological process: negative regulation of cell population proliferation; G1/S transition of mitotic cell cycle; regulation of cell cycle. Gene Ontology annotation, cellular component: cytoplasm; nucleus. The transcript is spliced from 3 exons. NCBI's taxonomy places the organism in Eukaryota, Metazoa, Chordata, Actinopteri, Carangiformes, Carangidae. The coding region runs from base 281 to 853 and encodes 190 amino acids.